Molecule: messenger RNA, 864 nt
Organism: Daphnia pulicaria
Lineage: Eukaryota; Metazoa; Arthropoda; Branchiopoda; Diplostraca; Daphniidae
Product: prenylated Rab acceptor protein 1-like
Exons: 4
Coding region: 205-810 (201 amino acids)
Cellular component (GO): Golgi apparatus
Source: RefSeq, a predicted model, not a curated record
CAAUUUUUACAUGCCCUGGGUAAAGAAAAAGAUCAAAACUGUGAAUUUUCACAUUAAAUUUGCAUAAGAACUGAGAUCUCUCUUAUAUUACCGCAUAUUCCCGAUAAUUUCGUGCGUUGCACGCAAAGGCCACCUAGCGGUGCAUUUGCAUUUUGAAUACAAACACAAAACACUGCAACAGACGAUCUUCUGCCUCUGAGUCAAAUGGAAAUGGCUGACGUGGACAACUUGGAUAGCUAUGUAACAGGAAAUUUGACGGAAUCGAAAGUUUUAGAUAAAAAACCUUCGUCGGAUUCCAUGAUGUCUCUUCCUGUCAAAUUCAAUCUCUCCGUCCCAGUUGCGCAAGAAUGGCUUGGUUCACGAAGAAAAAAUUUGAAACCGUGGUUUAGAUUCGUACAAACCUCAAAAUUUCAGAGUCCCACAUCGGUUCCUGCACUUGGUUCAAGGAUCGUGAAAAAUGUUGAUCAUUUCCAAAGCAAUUAUUUGUGCAUUUUUAUCAUCCUCAUUUUAUAUUGUUUGUUAACAUCACCACUACUUUUGUUUGCUGUGGGCACUUCAUUAGGAGCUUGCUAUUUGAUAUCUAGAAAAAAUGAUGAUCAGAAGCUUAGUAUACUUGGUCACGAACUAAGUUUAGCUCAACAAUAUGGACUUAUUGCCAUGGUGUCCCUACCACUCUUUUAUCUGGCUGGGGCUGGAUCUGUGGUCUUUUGGGUUCUAGGUGCAUCUAUGUUUCUGAUUGUCCUGCAUGCAUCUUUUUACAACAAUGAAUCACCUGAAGAAAGUUUUGAACAACCAAUUCUACAGGUUUAGAAAAAAUUCUGUGAUGGUCAAGUUUAAUAUAUUAUUUACACACUGCUGCCUUAU